AUGCACCUCCCAACGCUCUUCUACACCCUUGCAACUCUCGCCAUCACUGCUGCCGUCCCCGUCACAGCAGAAAACUCUACGGCCACUCCCACCGCUACACAGGCCAUCGAUGCUCCAUCGCAGGCCAACCCCGUGGCAACGCCUUCAAUGACACCCGUUGGAGCCUACCGGUGCCCGCCGAAGCAGUUCAAGCGAUGCUGCUUGACUCUGCAACAGACCUCCCGCGAGCUCAUCGAUGGCCUCGGAGAGCUUGUUCCUGUUCUGGGGGGUCUUUCUGUCAGCUCGCUGAUUUCAUUUGACUGCAAGGCCAUGGCCGAUGAUAUUUCCCCGAAUGAUUGUGACGUGGGGGGUAUGCCCCGAUGUGCUGCAACUCCGCGGAUGCGGUAUGAGGGAUUUGGAAUCGAUGCCUGCAAGCCGUUCGAGCAGGUCAAGGAGAAGUACUACAGGUCUUUCGGAUUCAACAAGGGUGAUGAGACCCAGGCAGACACUAUCGAGGAUGCUGUCUCCUAA
Penicillium daleae is the source of this 510-nucleotide messenger RNA. RefSeq lists its product as uncharacterized. The record is from RefSeq and is a predicted model, not a curated record. Lineage: Eukaryota; Fungi; Ascomycota; Eurotiomycetes; Eurotiales; Aspergillaceae. The transcript is spliced from 3 exons. Bases 1 to 510 code for a protein of 169 amino acids.